Phyllostomus discolor (pale spear-nosed bat) is the source of this 2257-nucleotide messenger RNA. It is a transcript of the gene YKT6, whose product is annotated as YKT6 v-SNARE homolog. Lineage: Eukaryota; Metazoa; Chordata; Mammalia; Chiroptera; Phyllostomidae. Gene Ontology annotation, cellular component: Golgi apparatus. The record is from RefSeq and is a predicted model, not a curated record. The transcript is spliced from 7 exons. Gene Ontology annotation, molecular function: SNAP receptor activity. Gene Ontology annotation, biological process: endoplasmic reticulum to Golgi vesicle-mediated transport. The coding region runs from base 154 to 750 and encodes 198 amino acids.
GGGGCGGUGGCCCCUGGCCGGAACCGGAAGUGGACCCCGAGCCCCGAGGAGGAAGCGCCGACUGGCCCGUCCGCGGCGGCCGGGGUCUCGAGGGGCGGCGGCCGCCUGCUCGCGCGAGCCGGUCCGCGGCCGGCCGGCGGCCCCGGCGGAGCCAUGAAGCUGUACUGCCUGAGCGUCCUCUACAAAGGCGAGCCCAAGGCGGCGCUGCUCAAGGCCGCCUCCGACGUGUCGUCCUUCAGCUUCUUCCAGCGGUCCAGUGUUCAGGAGUUCAUGACCUUCACAAGCCAGCUGAUUGUGGAGCGCUCGGCGAAAGGCAGCAGAGCUUCUGUCAAAGAACAAGACUACCUGUGCCACGUUUACGUGCGCCACGACGGCCUGGCAGGCGUGGUCAUUGCCGACGGCGAGUAUCCCUCCCGGGUGGCCUUCACCUUGCUGGAGAAGGUGCUGGAUGAUUUCUCCAGGCAGGUCGACAGGACCGACUGGCCAGUUGGCUCCCCUGCUACCAUCAGCUACGCGGCACUGGACGGCUACCUGAGCACAUACCAGAAUCCCCGGGAGGCCGACCCCAUGAGUAAAGUGCAGGCUGAGCUAGACGAGACCAAGAUCAUCCUGCACAACACCAUGGAGUCCUUGCUGGAGCGCGGGGAGAAGAUCGACGACCUGGUGUCCAAGUCCGAAGUGCUGGGGAUCCACUCGAAAGCCUUCUACAAAACGGCCCGCAAGCAAAACUCGUGCUGUGCAGUCAUGUGACUGCAGCCCGCAGAGGCCCCCUCGAUGCAGAGUCCCUGCCAUUCACACCAGAACCGCAGCCCCCAGAAGCCUGGUGGCCACGGGAAGACCAAAGUGCAAACACCCACCAUCGGCUUUGAGCUCCUGGGAGGAGCCGAGGGCUGGUGGGCGGGACCUGGGGCGGGGCAUGUUCAAAUUCGUGUGUCUAGUAAUUUUUGAAAGACGACUUUAGGCCCCCGAGGUGUAUUUUUGGGCCAAAUGAAACCAUAAACACUCUGGACUCCUGCUGAGGCCAAAGGGGUCGUUUCUAACCCCGACGGCCCCGGGUCAGGGCCGGCUCUGCUGGUCCCAGCAGCCGUUGGGUUUUACUUGUUAACCGUGUCAGCACUUCAGUAAGGGGCUCCCGGUCCACAGGGCCGGGGGGUGCUGGGCAGGUGCACGCUUGGUUCUCCUGGGAAGCCACACAGGGCCGCUGGGGGUGGGGGUGGGCCAGCGAGUUGGGGCUGAGGCCAAGGGGAGACGGUCACUGGGCCUCACCAGUUCUGCAACGGUUUUCGUUUCUGCGGACGCUUCCACAGAGCUCCACAGAGAUGCCCUGGAGGUCUUUGCGGGGUGGGAGGGUGGGGGCAGGACACCUCACCCAACCUGCAGUUUGACCUCGAACAUCCGGAUCAUGGGUGUGUGCCUCUGAUGACAAGCCUGCCUUGGCAACCACCAGGGGCCUGCAUGUCUUAGCAAGUGGCUUUUCCUGUGGCCACUGCCAAUGGGCAUCAAGAGUAGGUGCCAGCCAACCCAAGGGCUCCCAAACCCCACCUGUGGUCAGGGGCCCGUCUCCCCACCCCGGCCUGACCCCCGCAGCAGGAAGAUGGGCUGCACAGCAGCCCAGGUGACAGCCACCCCUGUCCUGCCGGGUCCCAUGCUGCCUCUUCCUGCCCCGCUGGGCUGCCUGAGGACAAGGUGCGCCCUUAGGCUGGGCCCCAGGAAUCCCCUGCUGGGGUGGUUGCCUCUCUGGCCUCUUCCAUGGGGGCCUUUCCCUGACAUGCUGGUUCUUGCCUGACCCAAAGGCCCAUUCGUCCAGCAGGAAGUGCCGCAGCUCUGAAAUCUCUGCUUGGGCCAGGAAACAGGAUAUGGCUCCUGACCACCCUACCCCUGACAGGUUUACCUGCUGGCUGCUCUCAUCCUCUGGGUGCUGCUGGCCUGCCCGCCUCCAUGUAGCCAGUUUGUCCACGUGACUUCCCUCCUGGGCGGCGCAGGCCCCUCCUGCUCACCAGUGCCUGAGGGGGCUGUGGCACCACAUGGGUAGUUCAGGUCCUGGGUGAUGGGGAGGACGUGGGGUGCAGGCAGAGCUGGGGGAGGAGGGAGCAGGUGGGGGCCUGGCUUGGGCCCUGUGCCGUCUUGUCCCCUGUUCAUGUCAUUCUAAUGUUCAGUCAUCUGGCUAAGAGUGUAUUUUAGUAACUGCUGCCUAACUCUUCUCUGUCUUGUUCGACAAGUUCCUGUCUGGAUAAAGUUGUCUUUUGAAAUUCCAAAA